AAUAAAUUUCUCGCCUUUUUUGUAUUGUGGGAGUUGUCUUUUCUCUUUCCUUUCCCACUCUCUCUCCUUCUCAUCCAUCUAUUUUAUGGUUUCUCUCUUUAAAAAAGCUCUCUAUCUUCUCCUUUCUCACUCCAAUGGAAUAAGCGGAUAACUCCUUUGUUUACUUUCCCCUCCAAUCUGUCAAAAAUUUCUUCCUUUUUCCCCCUUUCCCUUCUGUUCCUCCCUGUACUCUCAAUCUCUCCUCCGAUUGAUGACAACGAAGCCUCUCUGGAAGACGGACACCAACACCGGAAAGGUCAGGAGGGUAGAGCUCCGGCGAGCCAAAGGAGCGGUUACUUGAACGCCGAUCCGUUUCAGUCUCUCUCGGAUCUUCUCUCAUCUCUAUCAUUGGUGAACUUUACCUUCUCUAUUUUUUGGUCGUCUGAAAAAAAUAGAAAAGAGAAGCGAAGGAUAAGGCUGCCUUCCUGACUAUCACAUGGAUAUCCUUGUCGGUCCUACCUUCACCAUCGACGUUUCUCCUCCUCAGGCGGCUGCGGCGGCGGCUUACUCCCUCUCCCAGCCGGAGACCCAGCGGUUGUUUCUGAAGCAUAGGGUUUCGUCCGUUGUGGAGGGAGAAGAAGACGAGGAUGGGUUAGUGGGUUCGAUCUCGAUCUCCAAUCGCAGUCGUUUGGGCCUUCCGAUGGCUAGAUCUGGGAAAUCGCUCGAAGAUUCUUCCGAUAGCUCGUCUUCAUCCGUCGGCGCUCCCGACGACAGCGACGAGGAAGAGGAAGACGACGGAGAGAGCAAUAGCAGCAGCGGUGCCUCGUCGUCUAUGAAGAAAGGCAUCGGCUCUCUCGGAUCCAUGGACGCCCUGGAGGACUCUCUCCCCACAAAGAAGGGAUUAUCGAAUUACUUCGCCGGGAAAUCGAAGUCGUUCGCGAGCUUGUCCGAUGCGUGCUUGGCGGUGAGCCAAGCGAAGGAUCUGGAGAAGCCGGAGCACCCGUUCAACAAGCGGAGGAGAAUUCUGAUGGCGAACAAAUGGUCGAGGAGAUCGUCGUUCUACAGCUGGCAUAACCCCAAAUCCAUGCCGCUGCUCACCUUGAACGAAGACGACGACGACGAAAGCGGCGACCACAAUCGCCGCCGGGGGAACGAAGAAGACGACGAAGAGGAAGGAGACCGCCGCGAAAGCCCCUCGUCGUCCUCGUCGUCGGACAAGGAUGAAGAGGAUGGGAGACGAGCGCAGAGGAAGCUGCUGCAGGAGAGGAAAUUCAACAACAGCUUCAAGUCUCAUAGCUGCUUCUCGCUUACAGAUCUGCAAGAGCAGCAACGGCGGCAGCGAGAGAUCAUCAAUCUGCCGCCUCGGCGGUGAAGAUCCGUAAUUUCCUUUUUCAUGAAUUUGUUAAUUAGUAAAGUACUAAUUACCCUUUGAGCUCGGCUGGGGAUUAUUAAUAUAAAAUAAUAAAAUUGUUGUCGCUUUAUUAUUUCCGUUUCUUUGUACAGAUAAAUGCAAGCUUCCUCUGCGUAUAUAUUAUUACUUUAUUUGUUUGUGUGUUUUAUCUUUAUCCAUAAUUGUGAUUUUAAUAAUUAUGCCCUUCUUGAAAUGGUCAAAGAUGCGGAGCUAGACUGUAUAGAAUUUUUCCUUCCUUCCGGUGGUAAUUAAGAAAAAGGAAAAUGGAUUAAAGGAGAGGAUAAUGUGUUAUAGUAAUUGCGUGCCAGCCAGCUAACGACAAUAAUUAAAUGUGAAGACC
This is a messenger RNA of Linum trigynum, 1730 nucleotides long. NCBI's taxonomy places the organism in Eukaryota, Viridiplantae, Streptophyta, Magnoliopsida, Malpighiales, Linaceae. The record is from the annotation of a GenBank genome assembly.